AUGCCGAAAAAUACAAAAACUUGCAAGGACAGCAGAGACGAGAAGGUAAAUGAACUUUUGACGGCUCUGAAGAAGCAGCAGUUUGUGUUUUCUCGUAGCCGAGAAAUAAGUGAUGCUGCAGUGAAAGCCAGCUACCUUAUUGCUAAUAAAAUUGGACUGGCUUCAAAACCAUUUAGUGAGGGUGAAUUUGUGAAGACAUACAUGCUGAAGGCUGCAGAGACUGUGUGCCCUGAAAAGCAUCAGGCUUUUGCAAAUAUCAGCCUGACAAGAAACACAGUUGCAGACAGGAUUUCUGAUCUUGCGGAGGAUUUGGACAGCCAAUUGAAGCUUGCAAUCGAUGAAAGCACAGAGAUUACAGAUGUUGCGCAACUGGUGAUAUUCAUCCGCGGAGUUGAUGACACUUUGACUGUCACCGAGGAGUUCGUGGAGUUGGUGCCAAUAACGGACACCACAACAGCAGCUGAUAUUGUCACCGUCCUCGUCGGAGCGUUGGACAGGGUUGGAGUGGACUGGUCUCGCGCUGUCAGCCUGGCUACAGAUGGUGCACCUUCAAUGACCGGGAGAAAAGCAGGUGUUGGGACAAAAUUCAGAGAGAAAGUGCAGGCUGCAAAUGGAAGACGUGAUUUUUGGACUUUUCAUUGUAUUUUGCAUCAGGAGGAAUUGUGUUGCAAGUCAUUGAAAAUGAAUAAUGUCAUGGAGGUGGUCGUCCGAACCGUAAAUUUCAUCCAAUCCAGAGGCCUGAAUCAUCGUCAGUUUGACAGCCUUCUCAGAGAGAAAGACCAAACUAUGGCCUGCCAUACCACACCGAGGUAA
This is a messenger RNA of Penaeus monodon (black tiger shrimp), 813 nucleotides long. RefSeq names its product general transcription factor II-I repeat domain-containing protein 2-like. Lineage: Eukaryota; Metazoa; Arthropoda; Malacostraca; Decapoda; Penaeidae. The record is from RefSeq and is a predicted model, not a curated record. Bases 1 to 813 code for a protein of 270 amino acids. The transcript is spliced from 2 exons.